Musa acuminata subsp. malaccensis (wild Malaysian banana) is the source of this 1010-nucleotide messenger RNA. Its product is annotated as large ribosomal subunit protein uL2-like. Gene Ontology annotation, cellular component: cytosolic large ribosomal subunit; ribosome. NCBI's taxonomy places the organism in Eukaryota, Viridiplantae, Streptophyta, Magnoliopsida, Zingiberales, Musaceae. Gene Ontology annotation, biological process: cytoplasmic translation. The record is from RefSeq and is a predicted model, not a curated record. Gene Ontology annotation, molecular function: RNA binding; structural constituent of ribosome.
UGGCGAUCGAGCUCCAAACCCUAUCGACUCUCCCUUCGCUGCCACUUCGUCGCCGCCGGGAUGGGGCGCGUGAUCCGAGCUCAGAGGAAGGGAGCGGGUUCGGUGUUCCGGUCGCACACGCACCACCGCAAGGGGCCGGCGCGGUUCCGGAGCCUCGACUUCGGCGAGCGCAAUGGGUACCUCAAGGGCGUGGUGACCGAGAUCAUCCACGACCCCGGCCGCGGCGCCCCUCUCGCCCGCGUCACCUUCCGUCAUCCCUUCCGGUACAAGCUCCAGAAGGAGCUGUUUAUCGCCGCCGAGGGCAUAUACACCGGCCAGUUCAUCUACUGCGGUCGCAAGGCCUCCCUCAUGGUCGGCAACGUUCUCCCGCUUCGCUCCAUCCCCGAGGGUGCUGUUGUCUGCAACGUCGAGCACCACGUCGGCGAUCGCGGCGUCCUCGCCCGCGCCUCCGGCGAUUACGCCAUAGUCAUCAGCCAUAAUCCUGACAAUGGCACGUCGAGGAUCAAGCUUCCAUCCGGAGCCAAGAAGAUUGUCCCAAGUAAUUGCCGCGCCAUGAUUGGGCAGGUUGCUGGUGGUGGGAGAACUGAGAAGCCAAUGCUCAAGGCUGGCAAUGCAUACCACAAGUUCAGGGUGAAGAGGAACUGCUGGCCUAAGGUUCGUGGUGUGGCCAUGAACCCUGUGGAGCAUCCUCACGGAGGAGGAAAUCACCAACACAUUGGCCAUGCUUCCACUGUUCGCCGUGAUGCUCCUCCUGGGCAGAAGGUUGGUCUCAUUGCUGCAAGGAGGACCGGUCGUCUACGGGGACAGGCUGCUGCCACUGCUGCAAAGGCAGAGAAGACUUCUUAGUUUGCUAGCAAUAACAAGCGUAUGGUACCUUGGUUUCAUUUGAGAGUAUAAUGGUGGUGACUUUUGUUAAUGUUGUGCUGGACCCUUCUGGACUUAUUAAUCUUGUUCAUGAAUUGGCUACUUUGAUUUACAUAUAAGAUGUUGGUUGAAUCACCAGGUUCAUA